This is a messenger RNA of Anolis carolinensis (green anole), 4831 nucleotides long. It is a transcript of the gene ghsr, whose product is annotated as growth hormone secretagogue receptor. NCBI's taxonomy places the organism in Eukaryota, Metazoa, Chordata, Lepidosauria, Squamata, Anolidae. The transcript has 3 exons. Gene Ontology annotation, biological process: G protein-coupled receptor signaling pathway; hormone-mediated signaling pathway. The record is from RefSeq and is a predicted model, not a curated record. Gene Ontology annotation, molecular function: growth hormone secretagogue receptor activity. Gene Ontology annotation, cellular component: plasma membrane. Bases 723 to 1793 code for a protein of 356 amino acids.
AGAGAGAGGUGGGGGGCCCUUUAGCCUGAGAUUCGCCCCCAGACCAGAGGCGGCCUCGCUUGGGGGCGGAGCGGGGCUCCCGCUCAGGUGGGUCUGAGCAGCCUCGCCUGACGGACGGAGAAGAGAACAGAUGCGCGUCGGGCGGUGCGGAUGCUGCCAAGAGGCGUUCGCCCUGCAGGCGCAAGAGAGAUGCAUGCUUUGUGUUCUUCAAGAUCCAUCCAGGAGCCGUUCGGAAACCGCGUCUCUCUCCAAGCCGCUGGUGGUCUGCCUUGAUGAGUUGUUUUUUUUAAUGCGUCCCGAACUCAAACCCCCCUCCACGAAAAACCUUUCCGCGUUUUGAAGGGUCGUUCGUCAGGUUGGAAGAGGAGGCGACGCUCUGCCCAUGCUCAGGGGCGCUCUCGUCCCGAGGUCCAGGUUGUGAGAAGCCCUUGAAAGGAAGGACUUGGAGCGUGAUUAUCUGCCUGAAUUUCAGCUUGGCAAGUUGGGUGAAAAGUCCUGAUCAAGGAGGACAAAUUGCCGGGAGAGAGAAAGUGGAUGAUGGGAUGCUAAGUCUGCGAGGCGAACGGAACAAGAAGGCACUUGCUGACGGCUAGAUAUUCAACAACGCUCAUUUGCUGCUACUGCUGUGGUCGCAUCAUCCUUCCCAGCCAUGAUAAACAGCUGACACAGCCCCUCCAGCCCAUCAGAAGCCAACUGCCCAGAGAGUCCUGGAAGUUCUUGGGAUGAACAACAACAAAAGCACCACUGAGCUGGUCAUGGAUUAUGACAAUGACACAUGGCCCAAGGACCCACUGCACCUCUUCCCUGCAUCCCUUCUCACUGGCAUCACUGUCACCUGUGUCCUCCUCUUUGUUAUUGGCAUCUUGGGCAACAUGAUGACCAUGCUGGUGGUCUCCAAGUUCCGGGACAUGAGGACGACAACCAACCUGUAUCUUUCCAGCAUGGCCUUCUCAGACCUGCUGAUCUUUCUUUGCAUGCCUCUGGAUCUUUUCCGCCUUUGGCAGUACCGGCCCUGGAACUUUGGGAAUCUUCUCUGCAAGCUAUUCCAGUUUGUCAGCGAAAGUUGUACCUAUGCCACCAUCCUCAACAUCACAGCCUUGAGUGUGGAGAGGUAUUUUGCCGUCUGCUUUCCACUCUGGGCCAAGGUGGUGAUCACCAAAGGCAAAGUUAAGCUGGUUAUUCUUGUGCUCUGGGCUGUAUCUUUUGUCAGUGCUGGCCCUAUCUUUGUCCUGGUUGGGGUUGAACAUGAAAAUGGCACCAAUCCCCUGGAGACAAAUGAGUGCCGAACCACAGAGUAUGCAAUCCAGUCAGGGCUCCUGACCAUCAUGGUGUGGACCUCAAGCAUCUUCUUUUUCCUGCCUGUAUUUUGCUUGACUGUCCUUUACAGUCUCAUUGUAAGGAAACUCUGGAGGAGGAAGAGGAAGGAUAUUGGACCCAAGACUUCCAUCAGGGACAAGUAUAACAGACAAACUGUCAAAAUGUUAGCUGUGGUGGUUUUUGCCUUUAUACUCUGCUGGUUGCCUUUUCACAUUGGCCGUUACCUGUUUUCCAAAUCCUUUGAAGCUGGAUCCUUGGAAAUAGUUGUAAUCAGCCAGUACUGCAACCUGGUAUCCUUUGUCCUCUUCUACCUGAGUGCCGCCAUUAACCCAAUCCUGUACAAUAUCAUGUCAAAGAAGUAUCGAAAAGCAGCUUACAGGCUCUUUGGAAUCAAGGUGCCAAGAAGGAAAAGACUCUUGUUGACAAAGGAAGGAGGUUCCUGUGCUUGGACAGAGUCCAGUGUCACUGCAACAUGACAGUGUUGAUGGGACACAAUCGUCACCUAAAGCCAUAACAAAAUGGAAAACAUGUUCAGGUUCAAAGGAUGUUAUGCUGUUUCUUUUCAUGAUUCAAGACAGCUGCAGUUUUGAAAUGCAGAGAAUGGCAUGGAAAUGGAAAGCAUAGGUAGUCAGAAGCAUAUUUAUGAAAGUGUCACUGCAAAAUGCUCUGCCAGUGAAAAUGUGGAAACAGGACUUGAUGUUGGAUGGGUGUGGUGAUCUAGCUUUCAUCUCAGGAUGGAGAAGAAAGAGUUGCUGUCUCAGCUGUGUAGUGUCAGCUGGGACUUAAGAGAUUGGGGGAGGCAGCACUGCAAUGAUGUUUCAUGGUUCCAUGCUCCUAACCAUAGGUUCCAUCCAUAGAGUGGGUCCCUGGAGCACAGCUGAGAAUCUGACAACAGCAACAGUGGACAACAUUUGUUCUGGGUAUUUUAACUCCCACCAGCCCUGACCAACAUGGCUAAUGAGGGAGGGAGGGUGAGUUUUGCCUGUCCCACUGCCAGCCAACUGGAAUAGUCACGGGGGUGGGGGGUGGGGUGCUGGGGUUCCCUCAGGUAGUUUUGAUGAAGGAUUUCAACAUCCAUACUUGACACCAUCCUGUUAGUAGUUGCUCAGGUCUUUAUGACUUUGAAAGCAACUGUGGGUCUGUGUCAAUAGGUCUAGGGCUCCCCACAUUCCAGAAGAUAUAGUUGGAAUAUGGUUCUCUAUAUUGGAUGAGAUGAUGGCAAGGUGGGCCUGGAGGAACUUUCUAUUCUUUAGUUGUUAUGAAGCCAUUACUAGACUUACUUGGACUCAGUGCCUCUGGAAGUGCAGGAAGACUAGUUUGGAUGUCUUGGCCAAGGUGGCUGAUGGAUCUGGAUGGUUUAUAGUUGGCUCUUUGGAUUUUAAUGACACCACCACUACCUACUGAAACCCAGAUUGACCUUUGGAAUGGGACAAAUGGUCCAGCAAUUGGAAAACCAAAUGGAAUCCAACUGAAUACAGUCUAGAAUCCACUGGAAGCUCCAUUUACAUUUGGUGUAGAUGCUGCUGAAGAAACCUUUCAUCUUUGAGAGUAUUGCAUCUGUAAAGAAUUCUUUCAAGUAGUCCAAGGGGUAUUACAAUAUGGUCCACAAUCAAGUGUAAACCGUUUAAUAGUUGUGAUCAAUUUGUUUAACAUUCAGCAGAUUCUGAAUUUAAUAAAAUGAAUGAUAGGAGUCCAGACACAGCUUGGAAGAGUUACUUAGACUACACUAUCGGGAUCUUUCAGUCGGCAUGGAUCUUUGCACACCCUCCAACUGUUCUGAUGUGGCAAGGGUAGUCCUGAUUAAUCUCCUCCUCCUCCUCCUUUUUCAGUUGCCUUUAAAAUUUCCUGGCUUCGCCUUUUCCCUCCCCUCCCCCCCUUUGCCCUCCAUUUACUUCAGUUUCAGCAAACUGAGAUCAAAUUCCAAAAAUAGUUUGCACUCAGUUAACUCAGCAGCGGAGGAGAAGAGAGGUCAUAAUCUUACCCUUCUUUGUAGUAUCAUACAAAGGCAAACUGCUGCAACCUUUACUAGCUUAUGUGUUCUUACACAUUAAUAACUUUGGCCAUCUUAACUACUCCCUAAGGUUGCUUGGUUUUCAUCUGUGAAAUGUUGGGCGAUACGUAGUUGCAGUCUAAAACAUAACUUUUCCACACUCUUAGUCCAGAAGAUGUAAUACUGCUCUCUGUUUAUGCAACUAAAAUUGAUACUUUACAAUUUAUAGAACUCAAUGAUGUGGACAAAGUCUUUGGAGAUGUGAAGCUUACCACAGUUUUACUUGACACUUUGCCUUAUCUAAUACACAAAAUCAGCCAAAGGAAGGAUGGAUAAAUGGAACUGGUGAAUGCCUUUUUGCAACAAUCUGUGGUUCCAUUGUGCCUAAAAAGAAAAGUGUUGAGGCCUCUCGUAUGGCAACUUCACUGGUUAAGAGACUUAACUGGGCAUAGUUCAAAGCACUUGUCAUGUCAGAAAAAAAAACCCCUAUGCAGUUUAGGACUAGGGUUUCUGAAGCUUGCAUACUAUAUGAGUUUGCCUCAGUCUUACACCAAAAACCCCUAGUGCAAUUCUAGACUGCAUCAAUAGAAGUGUAGUGUCAAUAUUAUGAAAAACAACAGUAUCACUCUAUUCAGUUUUGGUCAGACGUCACAUGGAAUAUUGUGUCCAGUUCUGGGCAGAACAAUUCAAGAAGGAUAUUGUCAAGCGAGAACAUGUUCAGGGAUCAAAAUGGUAAAAAGUGUGGAACUCACUGAGCUUACUGAGCUGAGUAUAUUUAGCUUGGAGAACAGAAAAUUAAGAGGGGUCAUGAUAGCCAUAUUUAAAUAUGUUUUAGGAUAUCAUUUUGAGUUUUCUGAGGCUCCAGAGACUAAGACACAAAGCAAGAGAUCCAAACUACAGGGAAAGAGAUUCCAACUAAAUAUUAGGAAGAAUUUCCCAGCAGUAAGAGCUGUUUGAUCAUGGAAUGUGCUGCCUGGGAGUGUGGUGCAGUCUUCUUCUCUGGAGGUGUUUAAAUAGAGACUGGAUGGCCAUCUGUCAGUGCUUUGUGUAUUCCUGCAUGGCAGAGGGUUGGACUUGAUGUCCCUUGGUUCCCUUCCAACGCUACGAUUCUGCGAUAAAAGACCGCUUUCUCCAGGGCUACUCUCAGACUCUGGAACUCCCUCUGCUUCCUGUAGUUCUUCUGUUGGCAAAGACUCUUUUUGAUUAUUAUUACUCAGACAGGCCUUUGGCCCGGCAGUGUCAUUAUUGUUGGAGGGAGCUUUUGAUUGGCCGGGCAAUGUUGUUUCACUUUAUUGAUGUGUUUUGAAUCUGUUUUUAAUGUUCUCAUAGCAUUUGGUUUUGAUCUAAUUUUAUCUGUUAGCCACCUUGAGUGCAAUGGGAGGAGGCAGAAAGCCAGGAUAUAAAUUUAAUAAACCAAAUUAACAACCAAAUAAAGAUAUGUGUAUGGUCAUUACCGGCAGAGUGGUAAGAAAAUAUCCUUCAGAAAAUAUUCUCCUUAUAAUGCAUGGAAUCAAGAAACUUCAA